GGGCGCCUUCUCUUUCGGCGAGCCUGGCAAGCGGAGCGCGAGCCACGGAAAGACAACGAAAGUUGGCGCUUCGCUUUCUUCCCACAAGGGCGCCUCCGUCCGCUGCAGCUGCCCGGGCGAAAGCUGCCACGUCACUGCCUUCUUUCUUUCUCCUGCUGGUUCGGCUGCCCCCCGGCCGAAGCCGUUCCCGAGCAGCAGCGCCUGGGCUGCAACUCAGCCGAAGGAGGCCGAGGAGCUGGAGGAGGAGCGAGCGAGCGAGCGAGCAAGUUGCUUGGCUGAUGGCUGCUUCCCGCCAACAUUCCCGUGGCUUCUGGAAACUUGAGGGACUCUUCUGGGAAGCUCUGGAGUAAAAACUUCUGCAUGGACCCUCCAUUUGCUUGGAGAACGACUCCCUCCUUUUCGGUUCUUUCCUUUUUUCUGAACAAAAAGAGCGAGGAUAGCCUGGGAAACAGUAGGACAGACGGGUGUGAGCUGUUGAUGACCGAGGUAGCCUUGCUUGUUACUGGGAGAAUGACCGGAAGCAUAUUUGCAGCAGCCUUUUAACCACGCGGCUGGAGAUCUUUGAGGGUCCAGCCCGUGUGCCUGUUUGCCAGGGUGUAGUUUGCUUUGAUUGCAUAACGCAGGACUCACAGCUCAGUGAGAUAAGCUUCAGUCAGAUUUAUUUCCAAGGAGAUGCGUGGAAGGUUGGCAGGCUAAGCCACUGUCUCCUGUGGACAACCAGAAUUGUACUGCUACUACUACUAACAACACAACAAUGGGAACAUUUCCUUCUCCAUGAGUGGACUGACAGUUGUUACCUGUGUUAAUGAAUAUGGGUCUGUAGUAGUUACAGCCUCAUUAAUGAAAUCUGUAUUAUGUGCAACACCCUGUGCUCUUAUCUACCGGCCUUAAGAAGAGUCAUAUAUUUUUUAAUUCCGUUUGGGGGGAGGGGUUAUUCCUAAUUUGCACACAUAUUGAAGUAUUUGCCAGUCUAAAAACCAGCAAUCUAGCUUGAGCAGUUCAAAAGCAUCCAGCCAUUUAUGGAUAACUAGGAGGGGAGGAAUGAAAGUGAUUCAGGGCCGUGUCUUGGGCCCAAGUGUUGAGUAGCAGCUGCAGAUCUUGGCAAUAAUGUCAAGGAAAGUAUAUAACUGGUAGGAUCUUUAAGUUAGGUAGGAUCUCCCAUUAAGAAGAGCCUGUGCAUAAAGGGAGUUCUUCAGUUAUGGGGUCUGCUUCAUCUUUGGUUAAUCCAAUGGUCACUGUUGGGGAGGUGAUUGAAGAUCCAUACGAGGGAGGAGGUGGUGAGGCCUGUGAAAUUCCUGUUGAGGUGAAGCCCAAAGCCCGUCUUCUGCGCAGUUCUUUUAGGCGUGUAGGUGCAUCCCGGCCUGGAGGCCUCAUUGGUGCAAGCUUCAAAUCUACUGCUUCUGUACAAGAGCUGGAAUGCAUGGCAGAAUAUGAGCGCUUGAAAAAGGAAUAUGAAAUUUUCCGCAUUAGCAAGAACAAUGAGGUGGCCGCCAUGAUGAAGAAAGAGGCGAAGCUGGACAAAGAAAACAAGCGCCUGAGGGCAGAACUUCAGGCACUUCAGAAAACAUAUCAGAAAAUCCUCAGAGAAAAGGAAAGUGCUUUAGAGGCCAAAUAUCAAGCUAUGGAAAGAGCGGCUACAUUUGAACAUGAUCGUGACAAAGUCAAGAGGCAGUUCAAAAUUUUCAGAGAAACCAAGGAAAAUGAAAUUCAGGAUCUACUAAGGGCCAAGCGAGAGCUUGAAGCAAAACUUCAGAGGUUGCAAGCUCAAGGUAUCCAGAUAUUUGAUCCUGAAGAGUCAGAUUCGGAUGACAGCUGUACAGAAAUUACUGCUGCUGGAGGUCAGACAGAAUAUUGGACAGGAGGAGCCUUGGGAAGCGAGCCUUCCAUGGGCAGUAUGAUACAACUUCAGCAGUCUUUUAGAGGACCUGAGUUUGCGCAUAGUUCCAUAGAUGUGGAAGGACCAUUUGCAAAUGUCAAUAGAGAUGAUUGGGAUGCAGCUGUUGCCAGUUUAUUGCAAGUCACUCCUUUGUUUUCCCACUCUUUGUGGAGUAACACAGUAAGAGUGUAUCUCAUUAAUACUGAAGAGACUCAGUUAGAAGUAGACAUUUUCAUAAAGAAAUAUUCUCCAAAACUUCAGAAAUAUUGUGAGACAAUGGAGUAUUUUUUUCAAGUUGUCCAUUUUCCAGUAGAAAAUGAGAGUUCUCUACAUGCUGUGAGGAAAUGGGAAAUUGAGAAAAGUUCUUUAACCAUUUUGUUUUUACAUUUAAGUUUGCCAAGCUAUCUACUGGAUGAGUGUGAAGAAGCCUUUUUGAAAAACCCUGAAGGGAAACCCCGGCUCAUUUAUCACCGACUAGAAGAUGGUCAAGUCAGUUCAGAUUCUGUGCAGCAGUUAAUUGAGCAAGUUUGCUUUGUGAACAAAGCAAAGAUCAUCAACCACGUGGGAGGAUUAGAGGAAGGAGCAUAUGAAGUAUACAACUAUGUGGAAAGGAUUAUAAAGCAGGAUAUACUGGGCUGUGAAGUUUCACAACUGGAAAAGAAAGAUGUGACUGAUGAUGGUGACUCUUCAAUUCCUGAAGAGGAACUGUUUGGAGAUGUGCUGUGGGAUGCACAUGAUGAACAAGAACAAAUGGAGGCUUUCCAGCAGGCAUCUAAUUCAACAUGUGAACUAGGAUUUGACAAAUAUUAUGAACGUCUGAAUGAUUUGGUAGCAGCACCUGCACCAAUUCCACCCCUCCUUGUAUCUGGAGAUCCAGGCUCUGGGAAAUCUCUUCUUUUAUCAAAAUGGAUUCAGUUACAACAGAAGCAUUCUCCAAAUACACUCAUUCUCUAUCAUUUUGUUGGGAAACCAAUGUCUAGCAGUUCAGAGCCUACAUUGAUCCUCAAACGUCUCACUUUAAAACUUAUGCAAAAUUCCUGGUCAGUCUCACCUACAUCAUUGGAUCCAGCAAAAUUAUUAGAAGAAUUUCCUCGUUGGCUAGAAAAACUUUCUGCUCAUCAGCAAGGCAGUAUUAUAAUCAUUAUUGAUUCAGUUGAUCGAAUUCAGCAAGCUGAAAAGCAUAUGAAGUGGCUGAUUGAUCCCCUGCCAGUGAAUGUAAGGGUUGUAGUAUCUGUGAAUGUUGAAAGUUGCCCACAAGCUUGGAGGCUGUGGCCUACUCUUCAUCUUGAACCAUUAACUGUUAGCUAUAUGAAAUCUCUGAUUAAUGAAGAAUGUAACUCUGCAAGCCUGAAGCUGACCAUAGAACAGGAGAAGAAGCUCGAGAAACAUGGUCAUUCUACUUCAAUAUGCAAUGCCCUCUUUGUCACUCUUUUGGGCAGAAUGAUGGCUGGGUCAACCUGCCCUCUGUUGCAUUAUGGAAUAUAUAGAACUAGAAGCACAGAAGAUAUUGAUGUACUCCUUCAGAAGUGUUUCCAGUGCCAGGAUGUCAUGGCUCUUUACAAGCUAGUUCUGAGAUCAAUUGAAGAGUCCUUGAAAAGUGAAAAAGAGAAAAGUCUCAUGAAGCAGAUUCUGUGCCUCAUCAGUGUUAGUCACAAUGGAGUCAGUGAAUCAGAACUGAUGGGACUCUGCCCUGAACUAUCGUGGGAAAUCCUGGCCUCCUUAAUGUACAAUAUGCACAAGAUGUGCAUUUUGACAUAUAGAUGUGGCUUAUUAAGCUUUCAGCACUUUCAGGCUUGGGAAAUAGUGAAAGUGGAAUAUAUGGAAGGAAGUCAGAAUGGUUUUGCCUCUUACAGAGAAAAACUAAUAGACUACUUUACCAGGCAACUGAGUGAAGAAAGAGUGACUUGGAGGAGUGCAGAUGAAUUGCCCUGGUUGUUCCAGCAACAAGGGGACAAGCAGAAGUUACAUAAAUGCUUGCUGAAUCUCUUUGUAUCCCAGAAUCUUUAUAAAAGGGGACAUUUUGCAGAACUUCUCAGCUACUGGCAGCUUCUUGGGAAAGACAAAAGCUCCAUGGCAGUAGAAUAUUUUAGUUCUCUGAAGUUAUAUGAGAAAAGCUGUGAAGGAGAAGAAAGCAUGAUCUGUCUGGCUGAUCUUUAUGAGACUCUGGGACGAUUUCUUAAAGACUUGGGUCUUCUCAGUCAGGCAAUUGCUCCAUUGCAGCGCUCCCUGGAGAUUCGAGAGACUGCCCUUGAUCCUGAUCAUCCCAGAGUGGCCCAGUCACUUCAUCAGUUAGCUAGUGUCUAUGUGCAAUGGAAGAAAUAUGGCAAUGCUGAACAAUUAUAUAAGCAAGCUCUUGAAAUCUCUGAAAAUGCUUAUGGAUCUGAUCAUCUCAGGAUUGCUCGUGAACUUGAUGCUCUUGCAACAUUAUAUCAGAAACAGAACAAAUUUGAACAAGCUGAACAUCUUAGGAAGAAAUCCUUCAAAAUUCAGCAAAAAGCUGCAAGGCGGAAGGGCAGCCUGUAUGGAUUUGCUCUUCUUCGCCAACGAGCACUGCAGCUGGAAGAGCUGACUUUGAGCAAAGAUACCUCAGAUAAUGCUCGAACACUUAAUGAGCUUGGAGUUCUCUACUAUCUUCAGAAUAAUCUGGAGACAGCAGAGCUUUUCUUGAAACGCUCUCUGGAAAUGAGAGAACGGGUUCUUGGGCCCAGUCACCCUGAUUGUGCCCAGUCACUGAACAAUUUAGCAGCUCUCAACAAUGAAAAGAAGAACUAUGACAAGGCAGAGGAAUUGUAUGAGCGAGCAUUGAACAUCAGGAGAAGAGCAUUAGCACCUGACCACCCUUCUCUGGCUUACACUGUGAAACAUCUGUCUGUGCUCUACAAAAAGCUGGGAAAGCUUGACAAAGCUGUGCCUCUGUAUGAGCUUGCUGUUGAAAUCAGACAAAAGUCCUUUGGUCCAAAGCAUCCAAGUGUGGCUACUGCUUUGGUAAACCUGGGAGUUCUUUAUUGUCAAAUGAAAAAACAUCAGGAAGCAUUGCCUCUUUAUGAACGUGCACUGAAAAUUUAUGAAGACAGCUUUGGACAUAUGCAUCCUCGUGUAGGGGAAACAUUAAAAAAUUUGGCCGUGCUAAGCUAUGAAGGGGGUGAGUUUGAGAAGGCUGCCGAGCUCUAUAAGAGAGCCAUGGAAAUUAAAGAAGCAGAGAUGCUGGUAAUUGGUGGAAAAGCUACUUCCCAUCACUCAUCAACUGGAGACACCCUCAGUAUGAAAAGUGCUUUUUCUCCAAAUAUGUUUUUUCAACAUGGACAAAGAUAAUGGAAGGUAGCAUAUUAAUCAUUAAAAGGAAACAUUUGAGCUGAAGAGAAAUAAGGUUCCAUCUUAAGAAAAGUGAAGAGAAAAUAAAAGUUAAAAAUUAGGAUUAAUUAGUUAACACUGAUCUUGAGCAUAUUAUAUUAAUCUAAGGCCCAUUGAUUUUAAGGAUUUAGCUAACGCUUCAAAAAUUAUUAUCAAUUGUAAACUACAUUUUCCAUUAGUAUCUGCACUGUUAAGACAGCUAUGGUAUUAAUUUCUUCUACCUCUUUUAGAAACAAUUUGAAUUGCUAAAAUGUUUCUAGAAUGUUCAAUAAAUAUCUGCUCCCAAUUAUGUAAGUAGAAAUCAUUUCAUGACCGUUUGGAUUUUUGGAUUGCCAUUCUUUCUUCAUUAUAGAAAGUAGGUAUAAAUGAAACUAGGAAUUGACAGAACAAUUACAAUCUGCAUACCAUUGCAGAGGCUUUGAUCUCAGUGAGAUUUAUUUUUAAAAAUUAAAUUGAUAGUCAACAUUAAUUAUUUGACUAUUUAUACAGAUGAAUAGUUGAGAUACAGAAUAAGAAAACUAGAUCUCUUUAUAGAAAUAUUUAAAAAUAAUAACACAAAUGUCUAAUUGUUAAAAAGUGUAGACUUUGGAAUAGAAAAAACUUGUCUUAAAAAUAUGCCAGUUUCAUUUGUAUCUAAUAUGUAUACUAUAGUUUAGUAUUAUAUGAAUAUGUUUACUCAUUUUCCUUAUAUUUCCUUAUACUUUUCUAAGGACUGUGAAAUCAGUAUUGUUUACAUACUUCAGCUGUACUUAGUGUCCAAAGAUGGGCUUGGUUUAUUGAAGAAAGCCAAUUUCAAAUAUUGGUUUAGAAAGGUGAAGUUUCAAUAAACCAUAACAAAUAUUAUUCACAGUACAGGGCUGCAUUUGCACUUUUUAUUGUGCUUAAUUGGAUGACAAUUGAGAUUUCCUCCUGGGAUGCUAGGGUGUGCAGUAUAUAUGGAUAUCUGUUGGGAGGGGGAGCAUAGGGAUUAAAUGACAACAGAUAUACAACUAUGUCAUUAUGCGAAUGUUGCCACUUACAUACUUGCGUCAGAUUUUGGGACAGAAGUAUGUAAAGUGGCAUUUGUAUGGUGACAUCACUGCAAGCAUCAUUUUCGCAUUAUUGUCAUGUGUUCAAGCCACCACUGAGCAUAUGUCUGAACUUCAGUCUAAUAGAACACUGAACUAUAGAAAACUAAAGUAAAACAUCACUGAUUUUUUUUCCUUUUGAUCAAAUCUUGGAAAACAUGUCAUAACUGAACUAUAUGCUAAAUAUCUUUUAUUUUCCUACCACUAAUUGCAUUUAAUGGUAUGUCUGCUUGAAUCCUUUUUAUACUUCAACAGCUAGGAAAUAAACAAGAUAUUUAAACUUGUUCUUUAGUCUUAUAUAAAUGAAUUCAUGACAGUUUUGAAAAUUAACUAGUUUAGUGUCCUUGUUUUCUUUUAAUAAAAAAAUAAUAAAUGGACUGUAAUUUCUCAUAGUCAUUAAAAAUCUAAACCUCUGAGUUAAAAACAUUGGAGAUAUGCAUAUUUCUCUAAUUAGGGUUUUUUCUGUUUGUGCUACCUUGUUGCACCUGUCCUAACCAAACAUGCAUAAUUUGAAUUAAACUUGAUUAAAUGCA
Messenger RNA from Python bivittatus (Burmese python), 6827 nucleotides. RefSeq names its product nephrocystin 3 (gene NPHP3). Lineage: Eukaryota; Metazoa; Chordata; Lepidosauria; Squamata; Pythonidae. Gene Ontology annotation, cellular component: ciliary inversin compartment; ciliary base. Gene Ontology annotation, molecular function: protein binding. The record is from RefSeq and is a predicted model, not a curated record. Gene Ontology annotation, biological process: kidney morphogenesis; determination of left/right symmetry; convergent extension.